This is a messenger RNA of Iphiclides podalirius (scarce swallowtail), 426 nucleotides long. The record is from the annotation of a GenBank genome assembly. NCBI's taxonomy places the organism in Eukaryota, Metazoa, Arthropoda, Insecta, Lepidoptera, Papilionidae.
AUGACUGACGUGACAGUUGAGAAGUCCAAGUGCGUUUUCUGCAAUAUUGUCAAUAAACUGGAAAACACCGAAAUAUUGUAUGAGGACGAGGACGUUUGUGUAUUCCGAGACAUAAAACCGGCGAGUGACUUUCAUAUAUUGACGAUUCCGAAAAGGCAUAUUGAAGAUGUGAAGUCGCUGACCCCAUCUGACAAGACUUUGGUCGACAAAAUGCUAUCCGUUGCUAAAGCACAGCUUGAGAGCAACAACUUAUCAGUGGAAGACGCUAGGUUCGGUUAUCACUGGCCACCGUUCCGUAGCGUUCACCAUCUGCACCUACACACCAUUGCACCGGAGUCCAAAAUGGGGAUGAUCGCUCGGAUCAUAUUUAAACAGGACUCUUAUUGGUUUGUCUCGCCUGGAUAUAUAGAGACCAGAUUUUGCGAG